Molecule: messenger RNA, 6198 nt
Organism: Myripristis murdjan (pinecone soldierfish)
Lineage: Eukaryota; Metazoa; Chordata; Actinopteri; Holocentriformes; Holocentridae
Exons: 14
Molecular function (GO): protein binding
Source: RefSeq, a predicted model, not a curated record
UCAGAAGUUCCCAGUGCUCAGUCUGCCCAGCAGCAUCAAACAGACCUGGCCUCCAUAUUUAUGCUGCUGGAGGAGAACAUCAACACCUUUGUGAAGAAGGAGCUGAAAAACCUCCACAGGUCUCUGAGGCCAGAUUACCCAGAAUGCUUAGAGAGGCAGAGGGAGGAUGAGGAGGUGUUGGACGGUGAGGAGGAAGAGCAGAGGUGGAGCAGCAGAGAGGCUUUUCUGCAGAUCACACUGCACUUCCUGAGGAGAAUGAAGCAGGAGGAGCUGGCUGAGCGUCUGCAGAGCAGAACUCUCUCAGGGUGCCAACAUGACCUCAGAUCUAACCUGAAGAAGAAGUUUGAGUGUUUGUUUGAGGGGAUUGCUAAAGCAGGAAACCCAACACCUCUGAAUCAGAUCUACACAGAGCUGUACAUCACAGAGGGAGAGAGUGGAGAGCUCAAUGAGGAACAUGAGGUCAGACAGAUUGAAACAGCAUCCAGGAAAUUAGCCAGACCAGAAACACCAAUCAAAUGUGAGGACAUCUUUAAACCUUUACCUGGAAGAGAUCAACCAAUCAGAACAGUGAUGACAAAGGGAGUGGCUGGCAUUGGGAAAACAGUCUUAACACAGAAGUUCACUCUGGACUGGGCUGAACACAAAGCCAACCAGCAUGUCCACUUCACAUUUCCAUUCACUUUCAGAGAGCUGAAUCUGCUGAGAGGGAAAAAGUUGAACUUGGUGGAACUUCUUCAUCACUUCUUCACUGAGACCAAAGAAGCAGGAAUCAGCAGGUUUGAGCAGUUCCAGGUUGUGUUGAUCUUUGACGGUCUGGAUGAGUGUCGACUUCCUCUGGACUUCAAGAACAACCAGAUCCUGACUGAUAUUACAGAGUCCACCUCAGUGGACGUUCUGCUGACAAACCUCAUCAAGGGGAACCUGCUUCCCUCUGCUUUCCUCUGGAUAACCGCACGACCCGCAGCCGCCAAUCAGAUCCCUUCUGAGUGUGUUGGCAUGGUGACAGAGGUGAGAGGCUUCACUGACCCACAGAAGGAGGAAUACUUCAGGAAGAGAUUCAGAGAUGAGGAGCAGGCCAACAGAAUCAUCUCCCACAUCAAGACGUCACGAAGCCUCCACAUCAUGUGCCACAUCCCGGUCUUCUGCUGGAUCACUGCUACAGUUCUGGAGGACGUGUUGAAAACCAGUGGGGGAGGAGACCUGCCCAAGACCCUGACUGACAUGUAUAUCCACUUCCUGGUGGUUCAGUCCAAAGUGCAGAACAUCAAGUAUCAUGGGAGAGCUGAGACAGAUCCACACUGGACUCCAGAGACCAGGGAGAUGAUCCUGUCUCUGGGAAAACUGGCUUUUGAGCAGCUGGAGAAAGGGAACCUGAUCUUCUAUGAAGCAGACCUGGCAGAGUGUGGCAUUGAUAUCAGAGCAGCCUCAGUGUACUCAGGAGUGUUCACACAGAUCUUUAAAGAGGAGCGUGGGCUGUACCAGGACAAGGUUUUCUGCUUUGUCCAUCUGAGCAUUCAGGAGUUUCUGGCUGCUGUUCAUGUCUUUGUGACAUUCAUCAACUCUGGAGUCAAUCUGCUGUCAGAAGAACAAUCAACCUCCCAACUAAAACACCUCUACCAGAGUGCUGUGGACAAGGCCUUACAGAGUCCAAAUGGACACCUGGACUUGUUCCUGCGCUUCCUCCUGGGUCUUUCACUGCAGACCAAUCAGACUCUCCUACGAGGCCUGCUGACACAGACAGGAAGUAGGUCACAGACCAACCAGGAAACAGUCCUGUUCAUCAAGGAGAAGAUCAGGGACAAUCCCUCUCCAGAGAGAAGCAUCAACCUGUUCCACUGUCUGAAUGAGCUGAAUGACCAUUCUCUAGUGGAGGAGAUCCAACAGUACCUGAAUUCAGGAAGUCUCUCCACAGUCAAACUGUCCCCUGCUCAGUGGUCAGCUCUGGUCUUCAUCUUACUGUCAUCAGAAGAAGAUCUGGACGUGUUUGACCUGAAGAAAUACUCUGCUUCAGAGGAGGCUCUUCUGGGGCUGCUGCCACUGGUCAAAGCCUCCAAGAAAUCUGUGCUGAGUGUGUGUAAUCUGUCAGAGAGAAGCUAUGCAGCUCUGGCCUCAGUUCUCAGCUCCCAGUCCUCUAGUCUGAGAGAGAUGGACCUGAGUGACAACCAGCUGCAGGAUUCAGGAGUGAAGCUGCUCUCUGCUGGACUGGAGAGUCCACACUGUAGACUGGAGACUCUCAGGCUGUCAGGCUGUCUGCUCACACAGGAAGGCUGUACUUCUCUGGCCUCAGCUCUGAGCUCCAACCCCUCCCAUCUGAGAGAGCUGGACCUGAGCUACAAUCAUCCAGGAGACUCAGGAGUGAAGCUGCUCUCUGCUGGACUGGAGGAUCCAACCUGGAGACUGGAGGCUCUCAGGUAUGGAGAGACACACACAAUGUCUUACAGAGGCCUGAGGAAUAUUGUUUCAUAUUUAAUGGUGGAUAUGAGUGACGUGGUCUGCUAAAUCCUUCAUAGGGAAAGUUAUUUACUGCCCAUGUUUCCAUCCUCAAAGAGAAUCUGCUGCUCUGACUCUGUUUCUUCCUCCAGGGUGGACCAUGGUGGAGAGCAGUGGUUGAAACCAGGUCUGAGGAAGUAUUCAUGUGAACUCAAACUGGACAAAAACACAGCAAACAGAAACCUCGUCCUGUCUGAGGACAGCAGGAAGGUGAUGCAUGUGAGCAACGAGCAGCCAUAUCCUGAUCACCCAGAGAGGUUUGACUUCUGGCCACAGAUCCUGUGUGGUGAUGGUCUGACUGGUCGCUGCUACUGGGAAGUUGAAUGGAGAGGAUGGGUUGAUAUAUCAGUGACUUACAGAGGAAUCGGCAGGAGGGGAAACAGUGAUGACUGUGGGCUUGGCAGGAAUGUCAACUCCUGGAGUUUGAUCUGCUCUGAUGAUGGUGGUUUCUCUGUCAGGCACAAUAACAGACAGGCAGCCGUGCCGGUCCGCUCCUCCUCUAACAGAGUGGCAGUGUAUCUGGACUGGCCUGCUGGCUCUCUGUCCUUGUACAGCAUCUCCUCUGACACACUGAUCCACCUCCACACCUUCAACAGCACCUUCACUGAGCCUCUGUACCCGGGGUUUAGGGUUUGGUUUGACUCCUCAGUGUCUCUUGUGAGCUGCAGCCGCAGUCUUCACCUGACCGUGCUGUGGUCAGAGGUUCCCAGUGCUCAGUCUGCCCAGCAGCAUCAAACAGACCUGGCCUCCAUAUUUAUGCUGCUGGAGGAGAACAUGGUCACCUUUGUGAAGAAGGAGCUGAAAAACCUCCACAGGUCUCUGAGGCCAGAUUACCCAGAAUGCUUAGAGAGGCAGAGGGAGGAUGAGGAGGUGUUGGACGGUGAGGAGGAAGAGCAGAGGUGGAGCAGCAGAGAGGCUUUUCUGCAGAUCACACUGCACUUCCUGAGGAGAAUGAAGCAGGAGGAGCUGGCUGAGCGUCUGCAGAGCAGAACUUUCACAGGGUGCCAAUGUGACCUCAGAUCUAACCUGAAGAAGAAGUUUGAGUUUGUGUUUGAGGGGAUUGCUAAAGCAGGAAACCCAACACCUCUGAAUCAGAUCUACACAGAGCUGUACAUCACAGGGGGAGGGAGUGGAGAGCUCAAUGAGGAACAUGAGGUCAGAUGGAUUGAAACAGCAUCCAGAAAACAAGCCAGACCAGAAACACCAAUCAAAUGUGAGGACAUCUUUAAACCUUUACCUGGAAGAGAUCAACCAAUCAGAACAGUGAUGACAAAGGGAGUGGCUGGCAUUGGGAAAACAGUCUUAACACAGAAGUUCACUCUGGACUGGGCUGAACACAAAGCCAACCAGCAUGUCCACUUCACAUUUCCAUUCACUUUCAGAGAGCUGAAUCUGCUGAAAGGGAAAAAGUUGAACUUGCUGGAACUUCUUCAUCACUUCUUCACUGAGACCAAAGAAGCAGGAAUCAGCAGGUUUGAGCAGUUCCAGGUUGUGUUGAUCUUUGACGGUCUGGAUGAGUGUCGACUUCCUCUGGACUUCAAGAACAACCAGAUCCUGACUGAUGUUACAGAGUCCACCUCAGUGGACGUUCUGCUGACAAACCUCAUCAAGGGGAACCUUCUUCCCACUGCUCGAGUCUGGAUAACCUCACGACCCGCAGCGGCCAAUCAAAUCCCUCCUGAGUGUGUUGGCAUGGUGACAGAGGUGAGAGGCUUCACUAACCCACAGAAGGAGGAAUACUUCAGGAAGAGAUUCAGAGAUGAGGAGCAGGCCAGCAGAAUCAUCUCCCACAUUAAGACGUCACAAAGCCUCCACAUCAUGUGCCACAUCCCAGUCUUCUGCUGGAUCACUGCUACAGUUCUGGAGGACGUGUGGAAAACCAGUGAGGGAGGAGACCUGCCCAAGACCCUGACUGAGAUGUACAUCCACUUCCUGGUGGUUCAAUCCAAAGUACAGAACGUUAAGUAUCAUGGGAGAGCUGAGACAGAUCCACACUGGACUCCAGAGACCAGGGAGAUGAUCCUGUCUCUGGGAAAACUGGCUUUUGAGGAGCUGGAGAAAGGCAACCUGAUCUUCUAUGAAGCAGACCUGGCAGAGUGUGGCAUUGAUAUCAGAGCAGCCUCAGUGUACUCAGGAGUGUUCACACAGAUCUUUAAAGAGGAGCGUGGGCUGUACCAGGACAAGGUUUUCUGCUUCGUCCAUCUGAGCCUUCAGGAGUUUCUGGCUGCUGUUCAUGUCUUUGUGACAUUCAUCAACUCCGGAGUCAAUCUGCUGUCAGAGGGACAAUCAACCUCCCAACUAAAACACCUCUACCAGAGUGCUGUGGACAAGGCCUUACAGAGUCCAAAUGGACACCUGGACUUGUUUCUGCGCUUCCUUCUGGGUCUUUCACUGCAGACCAAUCAGACUCUCCUACAAGGCCUGCUAACACAGACAGGAAGUAGCUCUCAGACCAAUCAGGAAACAGUCCAGUUCAUCAAGGAGAAGAUCAGGGACAAUCCCUCUCCAGAGAGAAGCAUCAACCUGUUCCACUGUCUGAAUGAGCUGAAUGACCAUUCUCUAGUGGAGGAGAUCCAACAGCACCUGAGGUCAGGACGUCUCUCCACAGUCCAACUGUCCCCUGCUCAGUGGUCAGCUCUGGUCUUCAUCUUACUGUCAUCAGAAGAAGAUCUGGACGUGUUUGACCUGAAGAAAUACUCUGCUUCGGAGGAGGCUCUUCUGGGGCUGCUGCCACUGGUCAAAGCCUCCAAGAAAUCUGUACUGAGUGGCUGUAAUCUGUCAGAGAGAAGCUGUGCAGCUCUGGCCUCAGUUCUCAGCUCCCAGUCCUCUAGUCUGAGAGAGCUGGACCUGAGCGACAACCAGCUGCAGGAUUCAGGAGUGAAGCUGCUCUCUGCUGGACUGGAGAGUCCACACUGCAGACUGGAGACUCUCAGGCUGUCAGGCUGUCUGCUCACACAGGAAGGCUGUGCUUCUCUGGCCUCAGCUCUGAGCUCCAACCCCUCCCAUCUGAGAGAGCUGGACCUGAGCUACAAUCAUCCAGGAGACUCAGGAGUGAAGCUGCUCUCUGCUGGACUGGAGGAUCCAACCUGGAGACUGGAGGCUCUCAGGGUGGACCAUGGUGGAGAGCAGUGGUUGAAACCAGGUCUGAGGAAGUAUUCCUGUGAACUCAAACUGGACAUAAACACAGCAAACAGAAACCUCGUCCUGUCUGAGGACAACAGGAAGGCAACACUGAAAGAUGAGCAGCCAUAUCCUGAUCACCCAGAGAGGUUUGACUUUUGGCCACAGAUCCUGUGUAGAGAUGGUCUGACUGGUCGCUGUUACUGGGAGAUUGAAUGGAAAGGAACAGUUUAUAUAGCAGUGACUUACAGAGGAAUCAGCAGGAAAGGAAACAGUGAUGACUGUGGGCUUGGCAGGAAUGACAAGUCCUGGAGUCUGGCCUGCUGUGAUGAUGGUUUCACUGCCAGACACAAUAACAGACAGGCAGCCAUCCCUGCCCCCCCCUCCUCCUCUAACAGAGUGGCAGUGUAUCUGGACUGGCCUGCUGGCUCUCUGUCCUUCUACAGCGUCUCCUCUGACACACUGAUCCACCUCCACACCUUCAACACCACCUUCACUGAGCCUCUGUACUUUGGGUUUGAGCUCUGGAUAUAUGACUCCUCAGUGUCUCUGUGUGAAUUUGAAGAGUGAGAGUCACCUCCUGUGUGG